AAGCUCUGACCUUUGGCUUCUGACAUAGAUAGCAGCAUUUUUGGUUUUGCACAUUCUCUAUCUACACAAGUCAGAAAAAGGGGAAGAAAAAUCAGAUUUCUUAGCAUCUUAUCUUUCUUUCUUUCUUAUUUACAUUGUAUAAAUUCUGAUCUGAAAUAGUGCUAGCCGGAGGAGAGGCGGGCGGCUAGUGAUAGUUUUUUACUGGAUAAUAAAAUCGAGGAGGAGGAUAGGCCAGAAUAGAAAAGAAAUAGCAUCUGCUAGCAUGGAAGAUAGAAAAUGGAGUGACCGAAGAUGGGAAGGGGAUGAUGGUUCGAGAACUGUGGAGUGCCUAAGAGGGAGAUUGCUUGCAGAGAGACAGGCGUCAAGAGUUGCUAAAGAAAAUGCAGACCUCCUGGGCAACAAGGUAAAGUUGAUAGAGCUAGAGAACCAUCUUAAAGAAGAGACCAAAUUGAGGAACAAAGCAGAAAAAAAGCUUGAAGUGUUGAUGAAGAAGCUUAAUUCCUUGAACAUUUCUGCCAUAUCGGUGGAACCAGAGCUGUCUAGUUCGUCUGAGAAGUUUGAAAUGUCUUGUACAUCAUCCACAAGUACGUCAGAUUCCAAAGAUCCAAAACUAGAUGAAUCCAAGUCCCAAUUCACAACCCCGGAAAUCUCACAAAACCUGGAGCACAAUGUGUCAGAAACCACAAAAAAAGAUUCUUGUCCUCGAGGUACUGCUAGUUCCAACUCCAAUUCCAACCUCAAUGAUCCUAUCCAACAAAGAUUCAGCGAUGAAUUGAGUUCCAACUCCAAUUCCAACCUCAAUGAUCCUAUCCAACAAAGAUUCAGCGAUGAAUUGAGUUCCAGCUCUGAAGAUCCAAAGACUGAUAAUCACAGUUGUCUAAACUUAAAAUCUUCGGUGGAAGAUAAUGAGAGUGUUCAUGGGGAUAACGUUGACAACUCGUUGGCAUUAGUUCUGGUGAGUUUUCCGGCGAGAUCACAGAGUGGUGAAGGGAAGCCACUGCAUGAAAGAGUUAGCGAAGCUCUUGGUGCUCUAAGGCAUGCCAGAGAAACACUUCAGAAAUCAAUGCAGAGAAGACAUAUGAUUCAAGUUGGCCCAACUUGAGCUCAGUUAUUCAAGAAGUACAUAUCAAUUAUCUUUCAUACAUAGCACAAACUGCAGAAAGAGAGAUUGCAUUAAUCUGAGUGUUAGAUGCUAAUAAAGUUAUUUUGGUAGUGCGCUUCACAGUAAGCAUGUCAUGAGGUGGGGAUUCUUUGGCCCUGGGUCCCAACUCUUGGUCAUUUUCCUUUUUCGUUUUUGGAUUCUCUACUCAGUUGGACAUGAUCAUUUUGAUACGUGUCACUUGCAUCUACAGGAUUAAUUUGAUUGUUUGGCUGAGGCUAAGGCUAAGGCUGAUCAUAAGUUGUAUGGUUUGUAGGCUUAGGUUCAGCUCAGAAGAGUUACAAAACCAUGUAGAUCAGAGCAUUUCUCAGAUAGAAGUAGGCUAGGCUGAACCGAUGUAUCCUUAAUUCAAGGUCUGCAACUAGGCUGAAACAAAACAUUAAUUACCUCAUCAUCGCCUUAGGGAGGUAAUUAAUAUAUAUGUGAGUUGAAACUUGAUUUCUACUUAGGGAGGUUGGUACAUGAGAACGAAACUCAUUUGAAAAAAUCAUUCUUUUUUUAAGGAAUUGCACGAAUCUGGCACGCCAU
Molecule: messenger RNA, 1687 nt
Organism: Juglans regia (Persian walnut)
Lineage: Eukaryota; Viridiplantae; Streptophyta; Magnoliopsida; Fagales; Juglandaceae
Exons: 4
Coding region: 263-1102 (279 amino acids)
Source: RefSeq, a predicted model, not a curated record